AGUAAAUGGCAAAUUACGCAUCUCGGUGUGCGUAAUUGCGCAUCCCUUACUAUUUUUAUUUGAAAAGUUUUUUUUUACUUGCAAAUGAUACAUAAUACACCCAACAGGACGUAAACAGCCUAGUGCCGAGCAAUGAAUCGGAUGCGCGCGGGUGUGAGCAGGUGCGCGCAGAUGCGCGCUUGGCGUACACACAUUUGUGUGCCAAGGCAUUUGUUGUUUUGCGCACAGAGGAUAAAGAGCUCCGGGAAGUCUAUCAGAAGAAAGAAAGAAAGAAAGAAAGAACGAACAGAAAUGGCACGCAAAGCGUCACUUUCCUUGCUGGAAGCAGUGGCAAUGGUAACGGAGCCUGGCAGUGACGCCGAGUCCGAUGUGGACACUUUUUAUACAGAUGAAGAGUUGGAUUACCUGGAGGAUCUGGACCCUAUUGAAGAUGCUGAGUCAGAGGAUGUUCCUCAGGCUCCUCCAGAUUCCCCUGUGCCAUUCACUUCAGGUGUCUCCCCAGCUUCAUCAGUGUCUACAACCCCAGCCACCCGUCCAGAACCAUCAACACCUUCAACACCUACGAUCUCCUCUGAGAGCAGGAGGAGGGGCAGGGAUGGAGGACAUGGAAGAUCCAGAUCUCCACUCCUCAGUACUUCAUCUCCAUCACCACACUUACUAACCACACACACCAGGAAGACCGCAGCAGGCAAACCUCCCCACCGCACCCUCCGCGACCCCCUGCACCCCUGCCCCCCGUGCACGAGCUCACUCACCUGCUCCGGAGUGUGCACGCGCGCCGGCGGAGAGCGUCAGGAGAAGUGGCACCAGCGGCAGCCGGAGGAACACACGGCCAGUCCAAUUACGCACGGAUCCAAACCGAGCCCCCGUGGUAGUCCGGCGGGUCCAGAGCGCGGACAUGAUGCACGGGGAGGAGGGCGUCCGAAAAAAACAGAAAAGAAGGGAAAUAUCCACGUGCCUAUCCUGUGCUCCGUGCGCGUGGUGGAUCGUACGUCCUGCAAACGAGUCACGGACAUGUUCAGCGUGGACUUUGUUUAUGCCUGCGAGUGCGGCUUUGAAAGUGACAGCUCUGAACCAGAAACCAGAACCGCCGUCAUGGUAACCACAUAA
This is a messenger RNA of Boleophthalmus pectinirostris (great blue-spotted mudskipper), 1110 nucleotides long. RefSeq lists its product as uncharacterized. The transcript has 4 exons. The coding region runs from base 133 to 1110 and encodes 325 amino acids. Lineage: Eukaryota; Metazoa; Chordata; Actinopteri; Gobiiformes; Gobiidae. The record is from RefSeq and is a predicted model, not a curated record.